Leptosia nina is the source of this 627-nucleotide messenger RNA. The record is from the annotation of a GenBank genome assembly. Lineage: Eukaryota; Metazoa; Arthropoda; Insecta; Lepidoptera; Pieridae.
AUGGAUCUGAGAUUUAUAUUUUCUGUGGUUGUACUUUCUUUUGGAAGCUGUUCCAUCAUCAUACCCGAAGAGUUGCCAUCACUACUUUCCGUAGCUUACUCAAAUAUUCCGCCUAUCAAAAAAGGAACCGACUCCCGUGUAGGUUUCGGAUUCGCAUUCGGGAAUCAUGCUGAUUUUCAGGUUAUGUUUGAAUUGGGACCGCAGACCAAUACAUUGCCUCUUAACGGGCAAGCGUUCCCUUCAAAUUCUAAGCGUCAAGCUAACUACCCCACUCCUAAGGUUAAUAAGAAUAGGGAAAAGUUCUUACAAACAGAGGCCGGCAAAUACCUGCAAAACUGGGCCCAAAAGAUGAAGAACCCGAAACCGAACAAGAAGCCAGUCAAGACAGAGAUCCCCAACCUCGAAGACUCCAUGGUGGAACUCGUGAAGAAUGAGAAAGGACAAUAUGAAAUACACCAGCCCCGACCGGACAAUAUGUCGAAGAAUGUCGUGGAAACCCUGAAACAACUGUACGGAGACGAAACGACAACAGAAAAAGCAGUAAGCAAGGAGAAGAAAGAAGAGACGCGAAGCAAAGAAGAAAUAAAGAAGAUCACCGAAGAUUUAUCGAAUGUUGAUUUGGAUUAA